GUGGUUAUGGAUAAUGGCAUACUACAAGUCACCCUAUCAAAUCCAGGAGGAAUGGUCACUGGGAUACAAUAUCAUGGCAUUGAUAAUUUGCUCGAAGUUCGUAACAGCGAAACUGAUAGAGGAUACUAUGAUAUGGUAUGGAACAACUACAGAAGUAAGGGAACCGAGGGUAACCUUGAUAGGUUGGAAGGGACAAAAAUGGAGGUAGUUGUGAAAAAUGAAGAACAAGUAGAGCUGUCCUUCACUAGAAUGUGGGAUCCCUCACUUAAGGGCAACUUUGUUCCAUUGAACAUAGACAAAAGGUUCGUGAUGCUUCGUGGUUCCUCAGGAUUCUACUCCUAUGCCAUUUAUGAACGCUUAGCAAAUUGGCCUGCUUUCAGCAUGGACACUACUAGGAUUGCAUUGAAGCUUAGGAAAGACAAGUUUAAUUAUAUGGCUAUAGCAGACAACAUACAAAGAUUCAUGCCCUUGCCUGAAGACCGGUUACCACCUAGAGGCCAAGCCCUGGCCUACCCAGAAGCAGUACGACUUGUCAAUCCUGUAGAGCCAGAGUUUAAAGGAGAGGUGGAUGACAAGUACGAAUACUCAGACGAUGCCAAGGAUACCCAAGUUCAUGGGUGGGUAAGCGCAAACCCACCCGUGGGGUGUUGGCAAAUCACACCCAGCUACGAGUUCCGAUCUGCUGGACCCUUCAAACAAUCCCUUACCUCCCAUAACGGUCCCACCAGCCUUUCAGUAUUUCAUAGCCCACACUACGCAGGAGAGGAUUUGGUAACAGAUUUUGGACCUAAUGAGCCAUGGAAGAAAGUUUACGGUCCCGUUUUUAUUUAUCUUAAUUCUUUGACUAAUGGCAAGGGCCCCAGUUUGCUUUGGGAGAAUGCUAAAAAACAGACGAUCAAUGAAGUUAAAGCCUGGCCUUAUGAUUUUCCAGCUUCAGUGGACUUUCCAUCAUCAAAUCAACGGGGUAGUGUCACUGGUCGAUUACUGGUCCUUGAUAGGUAUAUUAAUAAGAAUGUUGUACCUGGAAAUGGUUCUUAUGUUGGAUUGGCACUCCCAGGGGAUGUUGGAUCUUGGCAAAGAGAAUGCAAGGGUUACCAAUUCUGGACCAUAGCUAAUAAGGAUGGCUAUUUCAGUAUUAAUAAUGUACGUGCUGGUGAAUAUAAUUUGUAUGCAUGGGUCCCUGGUGUCAUCGGUGAUUACAAAAAUGUUGCUGUCAUUACCAUAACAUCAGGUCGUAGCGCUGAUGUUGGUAAUCUUGUUUAUGAGCCUCCAAGAGAUGGCCCAACAUUGUGGGAAAUAGGCAUCCCAGAUCGCACUGCUGCAGAAUUCUAUGUUCCCGACCCUAACCUUUUGUAUAUUAACAAACUUUAUGUCAAUCAACCUGACUGCAGGUUUAGACAGUACGGUUUGUGGGAAAGAUAUGCAGAAAUCUAUCCUGAUAAAGACUUAGUUUACACCAUAGGUGUGAGUGAUUACACUAAAGAUUGGUUCUAUGCUCAGGUUACCAGGAAAAUAGCCAAUAAGGUGUAUCAAGGAACUACAUGGCAAAUCAAAUUUAAUCUUCACAAUGUGAAUCGUAUUGCUACUUAUAAGUUACGAGUGGCACUGGCAUCUGCUGCUCUUUCUGAAUUACAGGUUCGGGUGAACAAUCCAAAAACAAAACAACCUCUGUUUUCAAGUGGAUUAAUAGGGGAUGACAACGCCAUUGCUAGACAUGGAAUCCAUGGGCUCUAUUGGCUUUACACUGUGGACAUCCCAGGUGGUCAGCUUGUUGAAGGGGAUAAUACUGUUUUUUUGACACAACCAAGAAGCGUCAGCCCUUUCCAAGGGAUUAUGUAUGAUUAUAUCCGUUUAGAAGGUCCCCCAGGGACAUAA
Quercus lobata is the source of this 1875-nucleotide messenger RNA. Its product is annotated as rhamnogalacturonate lyase-like. Bases 7 to 1875 code for a protein of 622 amino acids. Gene Ontology annotation, biological process: carbohydrate metabolic process. The record is from RefSeq and is a predicted model, not a curated record. Gene Ontology annotation, molecular function: catalytic activity; carbohydrate binding. The transcript has 14 exons. NCBI's taxonomy places the organism in Eukaryota, Viridiplantae, Streptophyta, Magnoliopsida, Fagales, Fagaceae.